AUACUAGAAAAUAAGAGAGAACUUAUCUCCAACCCAAUUCUCUUAAUCCUUCCACUCACAAUGCUCCAUACAAGUCAUUCUCAAAAUCUCACCCUCUUUCUUUUGUUCACUCUUUAAGUGGAACAUAGCAUGUAGUGUAUCAACCAUCAAGUUUUUUUUGAAGAUAUAUCAUGAAAGGAAUGAGAAGAAAUUUUCUUAGAAAAAUGAAAAUCAUCCCAACCAAAACCAACUCAAAACAAGGCCUUGUUAUUCAACUCAACAACCAAGAUAUGUUUUGCAUCCAAAAAUGUCCAACAUCUCCGUUCUUAGAUGACAACAAAGGAAAUGAUCUGAGAUUGACCUCGGUCCAGUCUGGAACAGGAAUCAACCUUUCUGAUCAACUAGAAUUUAAAAGCCUUGAUCGAAGUGAGAACGAUGAUGAUGAUGAAAACGAUCAUUUUGAAGAACAAGAAUUCAAUUUCAAAUUAGCUACAACAAAACAAGUGACAUGCAUCAAAGAUUAUCCGUCUCUUAACGAUUUUGAAGAAAAAUGUCCACCGGGAGGAAGCAAUUCAAUAAUUCUUUACACUACGAGUUUGAGAGGAAUAAGGAAAACAUUUCAAGAUUGCAACACAAUCCAUUUCUUGUUGAGAAGUUUUAGAAUAAUGUACCAUGAAAGAGAUGUGUCUCUACAUUUGAAAUAUAGAGAGGAGAUGUGGAACAUAUUGGGAGAGAAAGUGAUUCCUCCAAAGCUUUUUAUCAAAGGAAGAUACAUUGGAGGAGCUGAUGAAGUGAUUGGAUUGCAUGAAAUGGGUUGGCUUGGGAAGAUUUUAGAAGGAACACCAACUGUUUCUAGUCAUUGUCUUUGCAUUGGUUGUGGUAACAUGGGAUUUACUAUUUGUUCAACUUGUUGUGGAAGUUGCAAAGUCUUCAUCAACAAUGGUGACAACAACAAUAAUGAAUGUUUCCUUAGAUGUCAUGACUGCAAUGAGAAUGGUCUUGUCAAAUGUCCCAUUUGCUGCUGCUAGAAUUUGAUCUUAAUAAAAAGGUUCCGACUUUUUUUCAUCUGAUAUCGUUUUUAUGCUGUUUAGAAGUAUACUUUCAGACAAAAAAAAAUCAAGAGAUUUUUUUCGUAUGUAAGUAUACUUUUGAAUUUUAAUUUUUAGAAAUGGUAGGGUGGAUAAAGUUCGGUCGUACUAAUAUAGGGUAUGUUUUGUUUUUUUAGUUGAUAUAUUUUAAUUAAUUAUUGUAAAAAUAUCACCAGAUUUUCAUUUUUAUAUCUUGUUUUCAAGAAAUUUACAAAGGGUAUAUGGUGAAAAUAAAAUAAAAAAUUGUUGGAUUCAUCAAUUCCUUUGUAAGUUUUAUGAAAAGAGAAAGUAAAAAUGUAAAUAAAGAGAUGUUUUUAUAAUUAUUAAUUCAAGUGUGUCAACUAAAAAUUAAAACAUGUCAACCUGGUUUUUAUAUCUUUUGUAACAUAUAUUUAAUAUUCCUUGGACAUGGUUCGUAUGUAACAUCAUAGAGUGCCUUAUCUAUCUGAUAUUGUCCUGAUUUGGACAUUGUAUGAAACCCGUUUUAAGAUAUAAAAGCUAGUACAUGAUGAUGUUGUGUUUGUAGGGACUAAUUAAUUAAAAAAUUACUUGGUUA
This is a messenger RNA of Trifolium pratense (red clover), 1623 nucleotides long. RefSeq lists its product as uncharacterized. The coding region runs from base 171 to 1007 and encodes 278 amino acids. The transcript has a single exon. Lineage: Eukaryota; Viridiplantae; Streptophyta; Magnoliopsida; Fabales; Fabaceae. The record is from RefSeq and is a predicted model, not a curated record.